Molecule: messenger RNA, 3437 nt
Organism: Tyto alba (common barn owl)
Lineage: Eukaryota; Metazoa; Chordata; Aves; Strigiformes; Tytonidae
Gene: CAMKK1
Product: calcium/calmodulin dependent protein kinase kinase 1
Exons: 18
Coding region: 252-1913 (553 amino acids)
Biological process (GO): CAMKK-AMPK signaling cascade; activation of protein kinase activity; protein phosphorylation
Molecular function (GO): ATP binding; protein kinase activity
Source: RefSeq, a predicted model, not a curated record
ACUUUUCUUUGGAAAUGAAAAGCACCUCUCCAGGAGAGUUGAAGGGAUUAGGUACCAUCUGGAAUAUUAAGCACUGGUGUUGGAAACAGGAGCCCGUUCCUGACCUUGGAGUGCUGCUGCAUUAACAUAUAAAAUGGACAAGUGAUUUAGGUAUUUCAUGGAGAGAUUCCUCCAUGCCACGUGCUGUCGGUGAGUGCUAGCAUCGCAGCUCUCUGCAGUGCCAUCUAAGCCCAUACAAGCUGGACGUGGUGAUGGGGGACUCUCCAACAGAUGCUGUGGAUGGAGGCAUAGACACGUGCUGCAAAGACACACAGACUGAACUGGCAGAGCGGGUAGCAGCCAUAGAUGUGGCUGCUGGCCCAGAGAGAAGUGACCAAAAUGGUGAAGACAACACUGAAGAAAAUGACACAGUCUUUUCUGAUAACAUAAAAGGUAUCCAAAGAAAUGGAGUCAACAGUGACAUGAGAAUGAAUGAAACUCUGCCUUACCAACGGUCAGAAGAUGCUCACUGGAGGCAUGUUCCCAAGAGACCUCUUACUAGACCCCUCCUAUCAAGCAGGAAGUUGUCUCUUCAGGAAAGAUCAUCAGGAGGUUAUUCGGCUUCUAUCAACACUCCAGGUUAUGGGCCUUAUGCCACAGGGCCAUCGCCACGUAUAAUGAGGAGACCAACGAUAGAGUCCAAUCGGGUCUCCAUAUCAGAUUCUGAGGACUGCGUGCAAUUAAACCAGUACAAGCUGCAGAGUGAAAUAGGCAAGGGUUCUUAUGGUGUUGUGAAACUGGCCUACAAUGAGAACGAUGACAAGUAUUAUGCUAUGAAAGUCCUCUCCAAAAAGAAGCUCUUGAAGCAGUACGGAUUUCCACGUCGGCCUCCUCCCAGGGGGUCAAAAGCAUCCUCUGGAGAGCAGCCAAAACCCAUGGCACCACUGGACAGAAUCUAUCAGGAAAUAGCCAUCUUAAAGAAACUGGACCAUGUCAACAUCGUUAAGCUGAUAGAGGUCCUUGAUGAUCCUGCAGAGGACAAUUUAUACAUGGUGUUUGACCUCCUGAGGAAAGGGCCUGUCAUGGAGGUACCAAGUGACCAACCCUUCAGUGAGGAGCAGGCUCGGCUCUACUUCCGAGACAUCGUCUUGGGCAUCGAGUACUUGCACUACCAGAAGAUCAUUCACCGGGACAUCAAGCCUUCCAACUUGCUCUUAGGAGAUGAUGGACAUGUCAAAAUUGCUGAUUUUGGAGUCAGCAAUCAAUUUGAAGGGAACGACGCCCAACUUUCCAGCACGGCAGGGACACCAGCCUUCAUGGCACCAGAGGCCAUUUCAGACACAGGCAAAAGUUUCAGUGGAAAGGCACUUGAUGUAUGGGCCAUGGGAAUUACCCUGUACUGCUUUGUUUAUGGGAAGUGCCCUUUUAUAGAUGAAUAUAUUCUGGGUCUUCAUAACAGGAUCAAGAACAAGCCUGUGGAGUUCCCAGAAGAAGGACAGAUAAGUGAAGAGCUCAAGGAACUGAUCCUACACAUGCUCGAUAAAAAUCCCGAAACAAGGAUAACAGUCCCUGAAAUUAAGGUGCACCCGUGGCUAACCAAGGGGGGCGAGGAGCCCCUGCCGCUGGAGGAGGAGCACUGUACUGUGGUGGAGGUGACGGAGGAGGAGGUGAAGAACUCGGUGAAGACGAUUCCGAGUUUGCCAGCUGUGAUCCUAGUGAAGGCCAUGCUAAGAAAACGCUCCUUUGGAAAUCCAUUCGAGGCUCAGACGAAGCGGGAGGAGAGGUCCAUGUCUGCUCCAGGGAACUUGCUGAUGGACAGACACCUCUUAAACACAUCUGUAUAUUUGCAUCCGUCUUUAAGAAAACAAGGGAGCAGAGAAGGAGGCCGGGACCCGGAGCUGCCCGACGUGUGUGAAGACGAAGCCACGUCCUGAAGCCUGUCGCAGGCUGGUCGCUCACGUGCUGCUGCUGUUGUACCCAUCAUGGUGUUGUCUAGCACACAUCUGCCCUCAUCACCGAGUCCAGGGCCUGAAAAGCAAAGGGGGGGGGGGGUGGGGGGGGGGGAAAAAAAAAAAAAAAAAAAAAAAAUUCCAAAACGGACCAAGCCAGAAAACCAGGAAAGAGAAACAGAGCGGCCGUAAGGAGAAGAGCGAGUCCUCGGGCAGCGCGGCUGGCGGAGGGCUGGCUCGGCCUCGGGGGCGGCUGCGUCCCUCGUGCAAGGUGUCCGUGCGCUCCUCCGUGUGUGCCUUGCUCUCCACUUGUGCUUCACGUGUGGGCUUUGUAGUUGGGUGUCUCGGCCGAGGAAUGUGGUUUUUAUUUGUAACGCAGCAAACCAAACGUCGUCUCAUGGGCCGUUUGCCCCGGAGACUUUUUCCUUGCUUUUUUGCAUUCUCUAUUUCAAGCAUCAGGAAAAAAAAAAAAAAAAAUUACAUUGGAGACAGGUUUUAUAUCAGAGGGCAACUGUUUUAUUUAAUACAUGCGUCAAGCACUUCUGUAUAUCAGGACGCAGCCCUGCUUCUGUUGGAGCUGAUGGCAAAAUUUCUUUGGAUACCAGUUAAAUGAGGAUGAGAUCUUGCUUUUGGAGUGGACGCUCUCACUCUCUAUGCCUUUCUCUCUUCUUUUUUUUCCUUCUCUCCUUAUCCCUCGGUUUUGCACGGUGUAAAUCCUGCCACCGUCGAUGGCUUUAGGCAGGGCGGCGUCGUUAAAUAGAAGAACCACGCGAUAUUCCCUGUAACGUGCCCUGAGCCUUUGAACGUGGUAGGGCUCUGGAGUGCUGGGAUGUGCUGUUACCCGGGAGGGCCCGGUGCCUCGGGCACAUCUGCGGAGCCUGUGCGCACAGGCCUUGUGUUCAAAGCUCAAAAGAAGUGGCAGGUUUGGGGUUAUUUUAUUUAAGAGUGACUUCCUUUCCCUCACUCAGCUCUUAACUCUUUUAAAACUGUGUACCUGAUGCUUUUAAACUCUAAAUUUCUUGAAAAAUGCCCCAAACUGGGAGAGCUCCCUAGGAUGGAAAAUGUUGAGGGAGGAUUUUUAGACUAAGGAAAGCUACAGAACACAAAUGAGAUCAAAACUUGAUCUUUUGGUUUUUAAGGCUUUAAUUUUUAAUUUUAUUUUAAGAUUGUAAUUUUUAUGCACGUGCUGAUGCUGCUAUUUUAUCCAUAGAUUGCUUCUAAAUUUGGGAUUAGAAGCUUCAUCUCUACAGUUUGACAACAGGUGAGAGAUUGCACUUAAAAGGGCAAAUGCAGCUAUUUCAGUGGCUGUUGACUGUACAGACUGUGUGUAUAAUCAGGAAUUUCACUCUUGCACUCGGAGAGUAAAAACCAGUGACAUGAAUCCAUCAAAAUAUAUGUCAAUAUUUCCCUUGAGCUUUAGGGGGUCUGAACAUGCCCCUGGGAAGCCAAUGGGAUUGGAUUCUUAUUUUAUAGUACUUAAAUAAAGGACACAAUUAAAUUUGGUUCCUA